Molecule: messenger RNA, 2765 nt
Organism: Sarcophilus harrisii (Tasmanian devil)
Lineage: Eukaryota; Metazoa; Chordata; Mammalia; Dasyuromorphia; Dasyuridae
Product: olfactory receptor 8D1-like
Exons: 1
Coding region: 126-1061 (311 amino acids)
Biological process (GO): sensory perception of smell; G protein-coupled receptor signaling pathway
Cellular component (GO): membrane
Molecular function (GO): odorant binding; G protein-coupled receptor activity; olfactory receptor activity
Source: RefSeq, a predicted model, not a curated record
UGUCUGAGAGAGAGAAAAAGACAGAUAAAGUCAUAUAUACAGAGUAUAUAAAGUCAUUUUGGUUACUAAACCAUUUCUCUCACAUCUCUGCAGAUUUCCAACUUAAUUAUUGGAGAAGAUUGACAAUGAGAAAUAACACCAUUGUGACAGAAUUUAUCCUCUUGGGCUUAACAAACCAAACAGAGCUCCAGAUACCACUCUUCCUUUUGUUUCUAGGAAUCUACUUAGUCUCCAUGGUGGGGAACCUCAGCUUGAUUUUAUUAAUCUGGGUCAGUUCUCAGCUUCAUACUCCUAUGUACUAUUUCCUCAGUAAUCUGUCAUUCAUAGAUUUCUGCUAUUCCUCUGUCAUUACACCCAAAAUGUUGGAGAAUUUUGUAUCAGAGAAGAAUAUAAUCUCCUAUUCAGGGUGUAUGGCUCAAUUCUUUUUCUUCCUUUUCUUUGUGAUUUCUGAAUUCUACAUGCUGACAGUUAUGGCCUAUGAUCGUUAUGUUGCCAUCUGUAGACCCCUGCUGUAUAAUGUCACCAUGGUGCCAUGGUUCUGCUCCCUCUUGAUGGCAGGUGUAUAUAUAAUGGGGGUCAUUGGAGCCAUUGUUCAUACAAGCUGCCUAGCCAGACUGUCAUUCUGUAGGGACAAUACUAUCCAUCAUUACUUCUGUGAUGUUCUUCCUCUUCUGAAGCUUUCCUGCACCAGCACCUAUAUCAAUGAGCUUUUGGUGAUGAUUGUUGGUGGAUUUAAUUUGUUAGCCACAACUCUGCCCAUCUUGAUUUCUUACACUUUCAUUCUUCUGAGCAUCCUUCGAAUACCAUCUACAAAGGGCCGCUAUAAAGCCUUUAGCACCUGUGGAUCCCAUCUGGCAGCUGUUUCUGUAUUUUAUGGUUCUAUCAUUAUCAUGUAUUAUAUACCAACUUCCAACAGUGUGACUCAGGAAAAAGUAGGCUCAGUGUUUUAUACCACAGUGAUUCCCAUGUUGAAUCCUUUGAUCUACAGCCUGAGGAACAAAGAUGUAAAGGAUGCAUUAAGGAAGUUCAUAAAGAGCAGAAUGUUUUCAAGGUCCACAUAACAAGUAACAAAUCUAAAGGCUAUCAGAGUAUUGUCUUUUAAUUCUUCUUAGAUAGUAAAGAUUCCCCUCCAGAGCAGGCCUUAUCUUAGACAAAAUUGUAAUGAAGGGAAGUACAAUUCCUUAAUUUUCUGUCACUAUUCUUGUCUGAGUCGUUCUGCACAGGCUGCCUUCAGAUGCAUAUAGCCUCUCACUCCAAAACUAUGCCUUCAUGUCCCCCCUUAUUUGCAAUUGUACUUUUAUAUUGUACUUCAAAUAAAUUAACAUCUCAUCUCUCACAGAAAGAACAUUUACUUAGAUUUCAAAUUAGUGCAACAAGAGAGGGGAAAAAUAAAGUAAAAAGUGCAUAGCAGAGAACAAAAGAAAACCUACAAGAAAACAAUGAAUGUUGGAAAACAACGUGCAGUAUUUAUUAUGUUUAUUUUCUUGAAAUGGACGUUUAUUGUUUUAUAUUGAAUCCCUUCAUGCUCUUCUGUGUACAUGGGUAAUGUUCUUUAUUUUUUCUUUUUUUCAUCUUGUAUUUAAGCUUAAAAUGAAUUUUAAAAUUACAAAAAUAAGUAUGGAAUCAUCAAAGUGUGCCUCAGACAUCCCUAUUCUCUCUUCAAUUGAACUACUUUUUAGCUCACAUAUAUAUAAUGAUUACCUGCUUUAUUUUGUCAGAAUUAGAAGUCAGGAGACUGAUGAUGAUUUUUUUUUUCAAUCUCUUAAAUGGAAGACUAAUUCAUAAAGUUUCUGCCACAACAAAGGUCAACUGAUAGGAUUUUGAUGACAAUGCUUCAAGCAUGGGAUUUUGGGAAUAUUAACAAUAAAUUUUUAAAAAUUACUUUUGAGGGCAUAAGAAGGAAAGAAGUUCUCCUGAAAACUCCAAUGGCUACCAGAUACAAGUGUGAAUCACAACCUUUUCUCUGAAUGACUUAAUCUAGACAAGGUUUUAUUAUUAUUAUUAUUAUUAUUAUUAUUAGUUUUUUACUCCGGAAGUGUAUAUUGCUGGAAAGAAGCAGUUGCACUCCAUGUAUUUCUCUCCAAAUAAUGACAUUCCCAUAUCAUUUCUGGUGACUAGAAAAGAAUGGAAUUCCUCUGCUGGUAGUGGGAACAAGAGUCAUGCUUACAUGUGGUGGUAAAGUUGUGGACUGGAGUCAGGGAAAACAAUUUUUCAAAUCUUAUGUCUCAACAAUUGGAAAAUCAUCUUUGGAAACUUUUAGACUAUAGACUUUCUAUUUUUGGAUUAACCAAUUGUUAUGUUAAUAUAUGCAAAAAACUCAGAUACAAAAUGCAAAAUAGGAGCCCAAUUUUUGUACCUGGCAUUGUUCAUUUCCAUAUUAGGAGGAUAAGAUUAUGCUAAAUAAUCAAUAACAUGAUGCUUUUUAUGAAAAGAUAGACUCUAAUACAAAAAUUAAUUCUGAUUAAUUUCAGUUAUAACUUAAGUUUCUGGGAUGGGAUAUGGGAAUAAUUCCUAAUAAAAAAAGAAUGACCUCUCUUUAAAUCAUUUAUAAAAUAGACCAGAAGCCAUUCCUCUCAAGAAAACUGAUUGUUCUGCUAUUUUUUUUUCAUUAACAGAGAACCGAGGCAGUUAUUUUAACUUCACAAAAUUAAAGAAUUAUAUCCUUGUUUCAUGGUUCUUUGCAUCAUUUCCCAAAUUUUCUUUAUACCCUUGUGGAAAAUGAAAGGAUCUUAUCUUACAAGGAUUACAUUUGUGUAUAUAUGUAU